Molecule: messenger RNA, 633 nt
Organism: Chrysochloris asiatica (Cape golden mole)
Lineage: Eukaryota; Metazoa; Chordata; Mammalia; Afrosoricida; Chrysochloridae
Gene: MRPL21
Product: mitochondrial ribosomal protein L21
Exons: 7
Coding region: 1-633 (210 amino acids)
Cellular component (GO): mitochondrial large ribosomal subunit; ribosome
Molecular function (GO): structural constituent of ribosome
Source: RefSeq, a predicted model, not a curated record
AUGGCGGCGUCCGUAGCCGCUUUGGCUCUGAAGUUCACGUUCGGGCGGCCGCUAUCCACUUGCAGCCGUCUCCUCCUGAGCGCUUGGGGACCCGCAGCGGCUCCUUCACCCUGGCCCACUUCUCGUCGGUUCUGCUCACAAGGCACCUCGCUGCCACAAAGGUACAUAGCUAAAACCUCCCUGACUUCUCCACCAUGGCCAGAGAUUGUGCUGCCCGACCCCGUGGAGGAGGUGAAGCACCAUGCAGAGGUGGUGAGCAUGGUGAACGAGCUGAUUGCCACAGGCCAGUACGGCAGGCUCUUUGCCGUGGUGCAUUUCGCCAGCCACCAGUGGAAGGUGACCAGCGAGGACCUGAUUCUCAUUGACAACGAGCUGGACGUGGCCUGCGGCGAGAGGAUCUGCUUGGAGAAGGUCCUGCUGGUCGGGUCUGACAACUUCACGUUACUUGGCAAGCCGCUUCUCAGAAAGGAUCUCGUUCGAGUAGAAGCCACCGUUGUGGAAAAGACAGAGUCGUGGCCAAAGGUCAACAUGAAGUUUAAGAAAAGGAAAAACUACCGGAGGAAAAAAAUCAUCAUCACGCCUCAGACCGUGCUGCGGAUCAACACCAUUGAGCUGGCCCCCUGCCUGUUGUGA